Molecule: messenger RNA, 780 nt
Organism: Ricinus communis (castor bean)
Lineage: Eukaryota; Viridiplantae; Streptophyta; Magnoliopsida; Malpighiales; Euphorbiaceae
Exons: 4
Coding region: 69-593 (174 amino acids)
Source: RefSeq, a predicted model, not a curated record
GCAUCCAUCAAAGUAAAUAGAAAGGGAAAGUACCUACCAACCAAGAAACUUGACGAGCCGAAACCAAGAUGGUGGGGCAAUGGACUGUGACUAAACCAAGCCGGAGCGAUGAGGUUUUGGAUGCUAAUCAACAGCUCGAAGUCGCCAAUCAAAUCAGAGCUCAAUUUGAUUCUAUAGCUCCAAAACGACCUGUCAAGCCCAGCAGAAGUGAAUCAGACGCAGCAGCUGCUCCUUGUGUCGCAGAACAAAAUAGUAUUCCUGAACUUGACAAACUUCAAUCUCUUCAAUCUCAGCCGACUAUCCUGAUCUCUGCAGAGGGAGCCAAUAUAGAGCAAGAUGAGUUUGUGGAGACUCAGUACUACAAAGAAUUGGAUUCUAUUGAUAAGCAGCAUCACACAACUGGAAGUGGGUUCAUAAAGGUCACAAAAGAAGAAAAUAUAAACGGAUACAAUAUUCAAUUUCCAAGAGGCCAUGGUGCUGGCACCCUCGUCUCAGGUUGUAGAAGCAAUCCUGCAACAAACGACUGGAUUCCCAAUUCUGAAGACGAUCAGGCCUUCGUUUCAUCCAAGCCAAACCGGAGCGAGAGCAGCUAGAAUACGGUCAGAAAGAGAUGUAGACUUGGAUCCACUUUUCUUUAAACUAUUAAAUUACAAAAUAUAAUAUUAUUAAUGUAUCUCGGCGUAGUAAGAUAGGAUGAGGAUGGUUCGGUGGAUGCUUAAAAUAUUCAUAUUAUAAGCGACUUAAAUUGGAACUAUUCAACUACUACAUUUUUCUGCUGUC